Messenger RNA from Fragaria vesca subsp. vesca, 2271 nucleotides. Its product is annotated as wall-associated receptor kinase-like 22-like. The transcript is spliced from 3 exons. Gene Ontology annotation, molecular function: protein serine/threonine kinase activity; ATP binding; polysaccharide binding. The record is from RefSeq and is a predicted model, not a curated record. Lineage: Eukaryota; Viridiplantae; Streptophyta; Magnoliopsida; Rosales; Rosaceae. The coding region runs from base 1 to 2271 and encodes 756 amino acids. Gene Ontology annotation, biological process: cell surface receptor signaling pathway; protein phosphorylation. Gene Ontology annotation, cellular component: plasma membrane.
AUGGCUGCCCAGUUGCUAUUUCAUAUUACUUUGUUACUAUGGUCUAUGAGUAGUACUGAAGUACUAGUAGCAUCAGAAGCAUCAGAAGCACUACCCAUAGCAAAGCCUAAUUGUCCAUCGCAUUGCGGAGACAUUGAAAUCCCAUACCCUUUUGGGAUAGGAGCAGGUUGUUACAUCAAUGAUGACUGGUUCCGAGUGUUCUGUGACAACUCUACUGGCUCUCCUAGACCUUACUUGAACGGCACCAAUCUGGAGGUACUAAAUAUUUCUGUUGUUGAAGGCACACUAAGGGUCAGAAACCCAAUCACCUUCUCUAAUUGCAGCGGUAAGCCAAAUCGUCAAGCAGUCAACUUGGAGGGAAGCCCUUUUACGUUCUUCUCCCAGAAGAACAUGUUCACUGCAGUAGGUUGCGGAGUUAUGGCCACAAUCACCUCAAACUCAAAUGGCGUUACCAUUUCAGCUGGGUGCAGGUCCGAAUGUUAUGCUUCUGUUGAUAGUACAAAUAGUAGUACCAGCCCUAAUACCUGCAAUGGUGUGGAUUGCUGCCAGACCGUCAUCCCUUCUUCUCUCUGUGCCUUCAAUACUAGUUUCCAGCAGGCUAAUGAUAAUCUCACAAAAAGUUCAUGCAGUUAUGCAUUUUUGGUUGAUCGUGAUUGGUUCGAGUCCUUUGCCAAAAGUUCAACAAAUAUUUCUGCCACCGGUGAUAUGGACCAAGUCCCCAUUGUGCUACGAUGGAACUUAUACCAUUCAACAACUGAUGUUUUUGGGACCUUUAUAGCAGAAAAUGUAACGAGAGACUAUUAUGAUGUCCUAGAUGGUUAUUGCGAGAGUUACAGUGACAGCUCUUCACUAUAUGGAUCCUCAAGGCUUGAAUGUUUCUGUAGAUGGGGCUCUGAGGGAAAUCCAUAUCUUCUUCAAGGAUGCAGAGAUAUCAAUGAAUGUGAGGAUCCAGUAAAUAGAGCUAGCUGUUCUCCAGGCGUAUGUGUCAAUAGUCUUCCAGGUGAUAGUGGAUGGGGAUGCCACUACCCAGAAACCAUGAUCAGCAAGUCGCGGGUUAAAGCAAUCUUUAUAGGUAUUGGCAGUGGUCUUGGAUUCUUAGUUCUACUAUUUUGUGCAUGGUGGUUGAUCAAACUGUGGAAGAAAAGGAAAAACAUCAGACUCAAGAAGGAGUUCUUUAAACAAAAUGGGGGACUAUUAUUAGAGCAGCAACUAUCUUCCGGUGAAGUUAAUGUUGAGAAAAUUAAGCUGUUCAAUGUAAAGGAACUAGAAAAAGCCACAGAUCGUUUUAAUGUAGAUAGAAUACUUGGCCAAGGAGGCCAAGGUACCGUUUACAAAGGAAUGUUGGCAGAUGGAAGAAUUGUUGCAGUAAAGAAGUCUAAAAUAGUUGAUGGAGGCGAAGUGGGACAGUUCAUUAACGAAAUUGUCAUUCUUUCACAAAUUAACCACAGGAAUGUGGUUAAGCUAUUGGGUUGUUGUUUGGAGACCGAAGUUCCUCUUUUGGUUUAUGAAUUCAUUCCUAAAGGAACUAUCUACCAGUAUCUCCAUGAACAGAAUGAAGAGUUUCCACUUACAUGGGAAAUGCGCUUAAGGAUUUCUGCAGAAGUUGCCGGAGCUCUUUCAUACUUACACUCGGCUGCUGGUUUUCCAAUUUACCACCGCGAUAUCAAGACUACUAACAUACUAUUAGAUGAUAAAUACAGAGCAAAAGUUGCAGAUUUUGGGACUUCAAGAUCAGUUUCCAUAGACCAAACACACCUAACCACAUUUGUACAUGGUACAUUUGGUUACUUGGAUCCAGAAUACUUCCAGUCAAGUCAAUUUACAGACAAAAGUGAUGUGUAUAGCUUUGGGGUGGUACUUGUUGAGCUCCUGACUGGAGAAAAGCCAGUUUCUUUGACCAGGUCACAAGAAGCCAGAGGCCUUGUUUCAUAUUUCAAUCUCUCAGUGGAGGAGAAUAAUUUGUUUGAUAUUAUUGAUGCUCGAGUUAAGGUGGAUGGUGUAACAGAAGAUAUUUUGGUAGUCGCUAAUCUUGCAAAAAGAUGUCUGGAUAUGAAUGGGAAGAGACGACCUACCAUGAAAGAAGUUGCAAUGGAGUUGGAGGUGAUUCAUAAAUCAGUAAUAUCUUCAAAUACACAACAAAAUCAUGAAGAAGUUGAGUAUGUCCGAAAUGAAGUAACUUGUCCUUGGGAUGUUGCUACUACUGUAACCGGGUCAGCUUUGGAUGGUGGCACUGCCUCAUCAAUUGAGUCACUACCACUAAUGUCUAGCUAA